CGUGCGCGGGGGUUGCCUUGGCGACCGGGAAAACGUUGACCUGCAACAGCUGGGGCGCCAGAGGCUGGCGAGGAAGGAAAGCUGGGAGUCUCCGGCUGUGCCGCGGACUGUUGCAACGUCCGCCGCAGAACUGGGUUCCCCACAGCUGCGGGGCGUUCGGUGGCGCAGAAGUGAACAUGCACCCUGAGCCCUCGGAGCCUGUGGCGGAUGGGGCAGGAAAGCUGGACUGCACGCAGGAGCGCGGCGUGGAGGAGUCUGCGGGUGACCACGGGAGCGCAGGCCUAGGGGGCUGCUGCAAGGAAGAAAUUAAUGAGCCUAAGGAAACACGUGUGGGUUCUUCUGACACAUCCUCCCAAAGCCAGCAGAAACAGAGUGGUGAUAACGGGUCAGAUGGUCACUUCCCACACCCAAGAGAAGACAGGGAAGAUCGGGGCCCCAGAAUGACUAAAAGUUCUCUGCAAAAACUCUGCAAGCAGCACAAACUUUAUAUUACUCCAGCAUUGAAUGAUACAUUGUAUUUACACUUUAAAGGAUUUGACCGCAUUGAGAACCUGGAAGAAUACACAGGGCUGCGCUGUCUCUGGCUGCAGUGCAAUGGAAUACGGAAAAUUGAAAACCUGGAGGCCCAAACCGAGUUGCGUUGCCUCUUCUUGCAAGUGAACUUGCUCCAUAAAAUCGAGAACCUGGAACCUCUGCAGAAACUGGACGCUCUUAACCUCAGCAACAAUUACAUCAAGACCAUUGAAAACCUCUCCUGCCUCCCAGUCCUGAAUACACUGCAGAUGGCCCACAAUCACCUGGAGACUGUGGAGGACAUUCAGCAUCUACGCGAGUGUUUGAGGCUCUGUGUCCUUGACCUUUCACACAACAAGCUGAGCGACCCGGAGAUCCUGAACAUUCUGGAAUGCAUGCCCGAUUUGCGUGUACUGAAUUUGAUGGGAAACCCGGUUAUCAGGCACAUUGCUAAUUACAGAAGGACCGUCACUGUGCGACUGAAGCACUUAACAUACCUGGAUGAUAGACCAGUUUUUCCAAAGGACAGAGCUUGUGCAGAGGCCUGGGCUAGGGGAGGGUACACAGCUGAGAAGGAGGAGAGACAGCAGUGGGAGAGUCGGGAGCAGAAGAAGAUCACAGACAGCAUUGAAGCCUUGGCCAUGAUCAAGCGGCGGGCGGAGGAGAGGAAAAGACAGAGAGAGAGUCAAGAAAGAGGGGAGAUGCUGCCUUCAGAUGAUGGUGAGAACGUGCCCACCAGUGCUGAAGGCAAGGAAGAGCCUCCGAGGGACAGAGAAGCAAGGCAGAAGAUGGAGCUGUUUGUUAAGGAAUGCUUUGAGGCCAAGGACGAGCUCUACCCGGAAAGGCCAAGUGGAGGAGAGGAGCCGCCUGUGGAGGCUAAAGAAGAGGACGGAGAUGGAGAGUCAGAGGGGACCCUCCCAGCUGAGGCCCCGCCACUCCUGCCACCUGUGGAGGCUAAAGGAGAGGACGGAGAUGGAGAGCCAGAGGGGACCCUCCCAGCUGAGGCCUUGCCACUCCUGCCACCUGUGGAGGCUAAAGGAGAGGACGGAGAUGGAGAGCCAGAGGGGACCCUCCCAGCUGAGGCCUCACCACUCCUGCCACCUGUGGAGGCUAAAGGAGAGGACGGAGAUGGAAAGCCAGAGGGGACCCUCCCAGCUGAGGCCUCGCCACCGCUGCCCCUCGGAGCUGCCAGGGAAGACCUGACUCACCAGGCUGUGGCUGCUGAGUUUGUUACAGAACUCAACGGGUCGGGAACGGAAGGUGUAGAAACUGUUAAACUGGAGACAAAGGAGACGUUCCGCAUUGAUGACCUCCCUGACUUGGAAGAUGAUGAGGAAGCAGGCAGAUCUCUGCAAGACCAGGCUAAGAAUAUGUGCUUUCCGAAGAUUGAGGCCAUCUCGAGCUUGAGUGAUGACAGUGACCCUGAACUGGACUACACAUCACUCCCCAUGCUGGAAAACCUGUCUGUAGACACCCUCUCAAAUAUAUUUGCAGUCUCUAAAGACACCUCAAAGCAGCUUCGGGCGCCCUUUGCAGACAUCUUUAAAAAAGAAGCUAAGAGGGACAUGGAAAUCCGAAAACAAGACACCAAGUCCCCACGACCCCUGAUCCAGGAGCUCAGUGACCAAGAGCCCUCUGGCCAACCAUGGAUACCCCCAACCUGCCAAAGAGACGCUGCACCCCUCACUUCCAGUGGAGACAGGGACAGCGACUUCCUUGCAGCCUCUUCUCCAGGAACCAGCACAGAAAAGAAAGAAGUGCAGUCUGAGCUGCAGCCUGUGGAGCCUCGGGUCAGGGCAGGCCUGGAGGACGCUGAGCCAUCCCCCAGUCCUUCACGUCACAGUGACAGGGAGAAAGCACAGGUGACCCUUCCUUCCACAUGUGCUGGAGUUGCCCAGCCCAGCCCUUCCCUGUCCACGUGGGACUGUAGCUCGUUCCGUCCUGCAAGCAUAUGUUCCCCUAGCUAUACGUAGCACAAAUGGUGUAAUUACAAAUGUCUCCUUUAGGCAUGAUAAACAUUUUAACACCCACACGAGUCAAUGUAUGAUUGGGCUAUCUCCUGUUCGUGAGAGUCACAUGCUAUUCCUUUCACCAGCCACCCUGACAAAGACCAUUCUCUGUGUCACCAGAAAUGUAAUCAGACACACCCAGGUCCCUAUAAAAUCUGAAGUGGGCAUUUUCCCCAAAGGAAAGCAGAAUCUUCCACUGCAGCUAAAGAAACUCAGAGGAACAGGGACUUGAUACUUUAGACAUCAAAAUGAGAAGGGGAGAGAGCAAAGAAAGGGGGGAGUCCAUAAGGCACAACGAGGAUUUCUCCCAAACUGACAUGACUGUGACCCUCCACUCAGAGGGCAUUACCAAGAGCCCACAGGUGCCAGACCCAUGUCCCGAGGGAGAAGGAACAUCAGCCAUCUGUGCAUGAGCUCAGUUACUGUGUGGGGACGCUGUCCAGCCUAAAACAUCUGACCACUCCAAUUCAUGUCCAGCUGACAAGUUUAUUCAAUCCCUGAACCGGGAUCCAAGGUGUCUCCCUGUACAAAAAAUCCGAUCUCGGGAGAGGCUGAAACACCCCAAACGGCAGCUGCCGAUGGCCACUGUGCCCGCCUCAUCAGCAGCUCUGCAGGGGCCUCACCAAACACAAGGAGGAGGCAGCACUACUGCCCCCUUUUCACUGGAGGACGGAAGGCACAAGAACGGAGGGACCUGUCUGAGGCCACUUGCUGGAGUGCAGCGGAGCCCUGCCUACCAGCACAGACUGGAAUCCCGGCAACACAGGCCCGCCAGGACCUCCUGAAGCUGCCUUUUGGAAUGAUCUCCAGGUGAAUAUAUAAAAUAGAAAAAACUAUUACAUUCUGUUGCCCUAUCCCUU
Molecule: messenger RNA, 3382 nt
Organism: Cebus imitator (Panamanian white-faced capuchin)
Lineage: Eukaryota; Metazoa; Chordata; Mammalia; Primates; Cebidae
Gene: DNAAF1
Product: dynein axonemal assembly factor 1
Exons: 13
Coding region: 177-2486 (769 amino acids)
Biological process (GO): cilium assembly
Cellular component (GO): axoneme
Molecular function (GO): dynein complex binding; protein binding
Source: RefSeq, a predicted model, not a curated record